AUGUCCUCCUUCCUGAGCAAGGUGUUUGCACACAAGCAGUAUGCAGCGUUCCGACCUAGUUACCCUGCGGAGCUGUACGCCGCAGUUCUUCAAUACCACCGGGCGAGCGGAAGGGAUCGCCUACGACACAAGCUUGCUCUGGACCUCGGCACUGGUCACGGCGUCGUGGUCCGCAGCCUGGCACCUCAUUUUGGAAAGGUCGUGGGGACUGACCCGUCGGCUGGCAUGAUCGCACAAGCCCAAGCCAUUACACAGGCGGAUCGGCUCUUGCAAGGCUCAGACAAAGUGUUAUUCAAGCAGGCCGGUGCUGAGAAAAUUGACUUCCUCACCGAUGGGUCCGUUGACCUUGUCACAGCGGGACAGGCGGCUCACUGGUUUGACUAUCCAAAGCUGUGGCCGGAGAUGGCCCGCCUGACUCGACCGGCCAGCACGCUUGCCUUCUUCGGAUACAAAGACCACGUUUUGCCACAAUACCCCAGGGCGAGUGAAAUAAUCCAGCACUAUGCUUACAGCAAGGAGCCGUACCUACUAGGUAGUUAUUGGCAACAGCCUGGACGCUCGAUCGUGCAGGAUAAGCUGAGAAAGGUAAUUCCUCCCCCAGAACAGUGGGAAGACGUGCAAAGAAUUGAGUAUGAGCCUGAUGUCAAGGCUGGACUGGGUCGGGGCCAAGGCCGGAGGUUCAUGAGCGCAAGAAUGAAACUGGGUGCCAUGGAAGAAUACAUCAGGACGUGGAGCUCUUUUCAUGAAUGGCAACGAAAGUUCCCGGAUAGAAAGCGACGGGGCACGGAAGGUGACUUGGAUGGUAAAGGGGAUGUUAUUGACGAACUCAUGGACAAAGUGCGUGAGACAGAGCCGCAACUGCAGGGCGACGGGUCCCCUGGUGGCUGGAAGGACUUGGAGGUCGACGUUGAAUGGGGCAGCGCGUUGAUCUUGGCCCGGCGAAAAUAA
Molecule: messenger RNA, 948 nt
Organism: Diaporthe amygdali
Lineage: Eukaryota; Fungi; Ascomycota; Sordariomycetes; Diaporthales; Diaporthaceae
Exons: 2
Coding region: 1-948 (315 amino acids)
Molecular function (GO): S-adenosylmethionine-dependent methyltransferase activity
Source: RefSeq, a predicted model, not a curated record